AUGCCCAAAACACCUCCUGUCCAAGCAAGCAAGAACACUGAACUGCAGAAACAAUCUGCACCCAACUUAACAAUAACAAAUGAGCACGCAAGUACGAAGGAAGUGGCUAAAACAGAGCGCCCUAUCAAUGAUGUGAAACACAUUACCACUUGGAUCUGCAAAAAUUUGGCCUGUAAAGCUGUUAGACCAUCAGAAGAUUCCUUUUGCAAGAGGUGCUCGUGUUGUGUUUGCCACAAGUUCGAUGACAAUAAGGAUCCUAGUCAAUGCAGAUAUUGGAAAAGGCAAUUAGUAAUUGGAAAAGAUGCUCGCCGAGUUGAUAAUCUCUGCCAACGCAUUUAUUUGAGCUACAGGCUAUUAGAGGGAACUAUCCAUUUUAAAGAACUGCAUGAGAUUAUCAAAGAUGCAAAAGCAAAAUUGGAAAGUGAGGUUGGCCCACUUGAUGGAAUGUCGGCAAAGAAUGCACAUGGUAUCAAACUAUGCUCUACAGCAAUUCAAAAAGCUGAUGAGUGGUUGAGUUCUCCUGACCUGCAUCUUCGAGAUUCAUUACCUGUUGCCUGUAAAUUUAAAUUUGUAGACAUAAAAUCUUCUUCGCUCAUUGUCAUCUUGAAAGAAACCUCGUCUUCUGACACUAUCAAAGGUUAUAAGCUAUGGUACUGGAAGAGCAGAGAGCAACCAAGUAGGGAAAAGCCUGUUAUUGUGUCCAAAGAUGAAAGAAAAAUACUACUUUUUGACCUUACCCCAUGCACAGAAUAUUCUUUCAGAGUUAUAUCAUUCACAGAUGAUGGGGUACUUGGGCAUUCAGAAUCUAGAUGUCGUACUGAGAGCAGGGAGAUAUUUGCCAUGCGUGCACCACAGAAUGCAGUGGGAAGGGAUACACAGGCACAAAAAAGAGACAGGAAUCAGUCUUGUAAGUCAACUGGGUUCAAGAUCCGAGAUAUUUGGAAGAACUUUCAGGAAGCUUUGGAUGCAGAAGGCUGUUUUGAAGGGUUUUCUGAAGAUGUGCAUGAAGGUUCCUGCAGCAGAAGUGUUACAGAGACUGAGUUAUCUGGAGCUUGUCGCAAGCUUCAUUUCAACUCAUCAUCUUCUGUCCCCGACCUAAAUGCUGAGGUUCCUGUGCCCAUGGACUACACCACUGAGAAGCAUUAUUAUUCUAAGAAGGGACUUGUCAGAUCAAAUGACAGUGGUGACUCUGAGACCUGCGCAGUUGGCCACACUGCAGAGCCGCCUGCUGUUGAAUCUCGGCCAGUAGGCAAGGUGAAUACCGUACAAGUUAAUAAAUGUGAGCAGAAUGGUGCUUCUGCUAUUUGCCAUGAAAAAAUGCUCUCUGGAUCAACGAGGCAACUGGAUGGGGAUUAUGAGCACUGUGUAAAGGUAAUAAGGCAGUUGGAAUGCGAUGGACACAUUGAAAACGGUUUCAGGAUGAAGUUCUUGACCUGGUAUAGUCUAAGAUCGACAGACCAGGAGCGCAAGGCUGUGACCACAUAUGUCAAAACAUUAAGCGACGAACCCAGCAGCCUGGCUGAGCAGCUCGUCGAUUCUUUUGGAGAAAUCUUAAACAGCAAGAAGGCAAAAACCGGUUUCUGCAACAAACUAUGGCAUUAG
This is a messenger RNA of Miscanthus lutarioriparius, 1602 nucleotides long. NCBI's taxonomy places the organism in Eukaryota, Viridiplantae, Streptophyta, Magnoliopsida, Poales, Poaceae. The record is from the annotation of a GenBank genome assembly.